AUGGCAACCGAGCAACAACAAGCACGCCGGGUCGCAGACGGCGCACCGCUGGAGAAGGACUUCAGCAGAGGCAUGACCGGUACCUACAACUUCGCUCCAGAAGCACACAGCAAGAAAGACACAAUCUACCUCUCGCCCAACGGCUACGACACCGAGCGCCUUGAUCCCGGCAUGGACUCCGCCCACGCGCUCCGCCGCAUCCGCACCGCAGGCAGCGUGACCAUGUCGCCCGAGCUGUUCGAGAAGCUCUACCUCACGCCCGAACACAAGGUCAAAGGCGACCUACGGCAGACAUUCGGCAACCCGACACCACUCGCACUCCUAGGCUUCCUGCUCUCCCUCUCCCCCCUCAGCUGCGACCUCAUGGGCUGGCGCGGCGCAGGCGGCAGCGGCGCGGCCAGCAUCGGGGCGUAUUUUUUCUUUGGGGGGCUGCUGAUGGUGCUGGGCGGGCUGGGCGAGUGGGUCAUCGGGAACACGUUCCCGUUCGUCGUCUUCAGCAGCUUCGGCGCCUUCUGGCUGACGUUCGGCGCCACGCUGCAGCCGUUCUACAAUGCGUCGGGCGCGUAUGCCACUGAUCCUGCGGACCUGUCGACGGGGCUGGAGAGUGUCGGCUUUAAUGCGAGUUUGGGGUUCUACUGGCUCACGAUCGCGCUCAUGUGCUUUCUGUACCUCAUCCUAGCGCUGCGGACGAACGUCGUCUUCGUGCUCAUAUUCCUGAGCCUCGUGAUACUGUUCACGACGCUGACGGGCGGCUACUUCUACACGGCGAGCGGCGACGCGGCGCUCGCGCACCGGCUGAUCGUCACGGCGGGCGCGAGCGGCUUCGUCACUUGCGCGUGUGGCUGGUGGAUCUUUUUCGCGAUUAUGCUCGCUGCGCUGGAUUUUCCCUUCCAGCUUCCUGUUGGCGACUUGUCGACCCUCAUCAAGAGCGGGACGCAGAGGCGCGAGGAGCGCGAGAAGGCCGCUGCCGCUGCUGGGUCGCCGGUUUAG
This is a messenger RNA of Aplosporella prunicola CBS 121167, 990 nucleotides long. RefSeq lists its product as uncharacterized. NCBI's taxonomy places the organism in Eukaryota, Fungi, Ascomycota, Dothideomycetes, Botryosphaeriales, Aplosporellaceae. The coding region runs from base 1 to 990 and encodes 329 amino acids. The transcript has 5 exons. Gene Ontology annotation, molecular function: acetate transmembrane transporter activity. Gene Ontology annotation, cellular component: plasma membrane. The record is from RefSeq and is a predicted model, not a curated record.